Erigeron canadensis is the source of this 2328-nucleotide messenger RNA. RefSeq names its product calcium-dependent protein kinase 26-like. The transcript is spliced from 7 exons. The record is from RefSeq and is a predicted model, not a curated record. NCBI's taxonomy places the organism in Eukaryota, Viridiplantae, Streptophyta, Magnoliopsida, Asterales, Asteraceae. Bases 298 to 2091 code for a protein of 597 amino acids. Gene Ontology annotation, biological process: peptidyl-serine phosphorylation; intracellular signal transduction; protein autophosphorylation. Gene Ontology annotation, cellular component: nucleus; cytoplasm. Gene Ontology annotation, molecular function: calcium/calmodulin-dependent protein kinase activity; calmodulin binding; calcium ion binding.
UCCCAUUUUUUCCAAAAAUUUAUAUAAAAGGACUUAGUAAACCCAUACCAAGUUAAAAUCUUUCGAUCAUACCCACCAAUCUUAUCCUGUUUCUUACAAAUUUACAUCAUACCCACAUCCCCAAUUUCCUUUAUAUGUCUGUACACUAGGUGUUUGUUUAUAUGUCUGUAAGAACUUUAAAAUUUGGCGAAAAAAAAAAGGGGGAAUUCUGUUGUAUUGAGAGCUUUGUGUAUGAAUUUUUGCUGUAACUAGACAUCUAUUUUUGAAAAAAGAUUGUGGGUAAAGAAAUUUAGAUAUAUGGGAAAUGUAUGUGUAGGAUCGUGUUACUCGAAAGAUGGAUUCUUUCAAUCUAUGUCACAUUCGUAUUGGUGGUCUAAGUCGCCGGAUUUGAUCUAUUAUAAGAAUGGCGAAGGUGAAUUUAGCAAAGAAAUGCCGUCGAUAGAUAAAGAUGAUAAAGUUCCUGUGGAGGUUCAAAAGACAGCUCCACGGUUGGUGAUCAUACCGAAAAACAUUGCUAAACCUUCACAGGUGGUAGUUUUGGAUCAAGAAAUGAAACAAUCCGAAAUGGUUCUGGUUGUGAAGCAACAAAGUAAAUCGUCUGAUGUUAAAAUGGCGCAUAAUGUGAAGAGAAUGUUGAGUGCAGGGUUGCAAGCUGAUAGGGUAUUGAAGACGAAAACCGGGCAUUUGAAAGAGUACUUUAAUUUGGGUCAGAAACUAGGACAUGGUCAAUUUGGUACGACUUUUCUUUGUAUAGAGAAGACUACUGGAAAAGAAUUCGCCUGCAAAUCAAUCGCUAAGAGAAAGUUGUUAACAGAUGAAGAUGUGGAGGACGUUAGAAGAGAAAUCGAAAUCAUGCAUCAUUUAUCUGGCAACUCUAAUGUGGUUUCGAUUCAAGGCGCUUAUGAGGAUUCUGUGGCUGUUCAUUUGGUGAUGGAACUUUGUGCUGGAGGUGAAUUGUUUGAUAGGAUUACGAAAAUAGGGCAUUUUUCAGAAAGAAAAGCGGCUGAACUUGUUAGAACGAUUGUUGGUGUGAUUGAAACUUGUCAUUCAUUAGGAGUUAUGCAUCGUGAUCUUAAGCCCGAGAACUUCCUCUUUGUCGAUGAACACGAAGAUUCAUCACUUAAAACCAUAGACUUUGGGCUAUCAGUUUUCUUUAAACCAGGUGAAACUUUCAUUGAUGUGGUUGGUAGUCCAUACUAUGUUGCACCUGAAGUAUUGCUUAAAAAUUAUGGUCCAGAAGCAGAUAUAUGGAGCGCUGGUGUGAUCCUUUACAUUCUCCUUUGUGGGGUGCCUCCAUUUUGGGGAGAAUCUGAGAAUGAAAUAUUUGAAGAAGUCUUGCGGGGUAAACUCGACUUCUCCUCUGAUCCAUGGCCUAGUAUCUCUGAAAGUGCUAAAGAUUUAGUUAGAAAAAUGCUCAUCAGACACCCCAAAAGGCGGAUAACGGCUCAUGAAGUUCUUUGCCACCCUUGGAUCAGUGAAGAUGGUGUUGCUCCAGAUAAACCUCUUGAUUCUGCAGUGCUGAGCCGGUUAACUCAAUUUUCUGCCAUGAACAAGCUCAAGAAAAUGGCUCUAAGAGUCAUCGCAUCAAAACUCUCUGAGGAAGAAAUCGCGGGCUUAAAACAAAUGUUCAAGAUAAUAGAUACAGACAACAGUGGUUAUAUUACUUUUGAAGAACUUAAGGCUGGACUCAGGCGAUUUGGUUCUAAUCUCAAAGAGUCUGAGAUCUAUGAUCUAAUGCAAUCUGCGGAUAUUGAUAAUAAUGGUAUUAUUGACUACGAAGAAUUUGUAGCUGCAACUUUGCAUAUGAACCAAGUUGAUAGGGAAAAUCAUUUGUUCGCUGCUUUUUCGUAUUUUGAUAAAGAUGACAGUGGUUAUAUCACCCUUGAUGAACUCCAACAAGCCUGCAAAGAGUUUGGAUUAGAUUGUGUUCAUUUAGAAGAAAUUAUCAAAGAAGCUGACCAAAAUAAUGAUGGCCGUAUAGAUUACAACGAGUUUGUCACAAUGAUGCAUACAGGAAAUCCCACAUUGACAAACAAGCCAUUGAAGGAUGAUUAUAGGGUGACAAUAAGGGGGCCGGUGUCGAUUUGUUGAUAUGAAAUUGUUAAUUGUUGUUGCAUCUAAACGUAACAAACAAAAUGCAUUUAAACUAGCAGAUGAUCAUAAGUUGUUAGAUUUUGUAUACUCAAAUAGCUAGCUAGGUGUUGCAUUUUGGCUCAUAGAAUGUACCAUGCCUAUAUACAUACAGACGAACAUGUGAAAUGAACAAGAUAAAAGUCUAACUUUUUGUACAAUGACAAAUGAGAAAGAUGUGCAUUUGCGGUUGUGGUU